Molecule: messenger RNA, 854 nt
Organism: Arabidopsis thaliana (thale cress)
Lineage: Eukaryota; Viridiplantae; Streptophyta; Magnoliopsida; Brassicales; Brassicaceae
Product: B3 domain protein
Exons: 2
Coding region: 123-854 (243 amino acids)
Cellular component (GO): nucleus
Molecular function (GO): DNA binding
Source: RefSeq, marked reviewed
CAGAAGUCAUCUUUCUUGAUAACCAAGGAACAUAGAUCUCUAUCUCCGUGAAAGAAGAAUCGAGCCAAGCACCACGAAAAGACCACUCAAGAUCCUUUCUCUUGCCAUAAAAUAAUACGAAAAUGCCUCUCUUCGUCCUCUCUAAAUCCUCAGCAAAGAAGAGUCAGACGUUUAUGAGCCAAGAGCAGCAGGGGACGUCUCCGUUGAACACAGACGAAGCCUUAAAGAGUCAUCAUAGCUUCUCGCAGAACCCAAAUUACAUCGAAAGUAAUCUGUCUAGAAGAUACCAGACUAACUUUUCGCUUGGCUCACAAAGAAUCUCUGGGCAGUUUUUGAUGAUCCCUAAUCCUGGAUUUGUCGACACAAGUUCGAUGACAAAUACUCACGAUACCAGUCUAGCAAAUUUUCAGACUGUGCCUACAACUACCAAUCCAAAGAUUAUCUUGAAAGAGGAAAAAGAAAAUGAGGAGGAGCAACAGUACUGGACCAUCAAGAAGGAACUGACCAAGAGCGAUGCUUGCCAACGGCUUACUCUGUCAAAAAGCUCUGUUGAGGAGCACAUUCUCAAGCAUCUCCUUCCAGAAGAUUCCCAAAAGAUAGACAAAGGCAAGCCCGGAAUCACGGUUAAGGUAUACGACAACGAUACUGACACUGAGCACGAGCUAUGUCUAGCAUUCCAGUGUAGCUAUGUUCUAAAGAAUGGUUGGGUGAAAACAUUUGUCAAAAGGAGAGGGUUGGAGGAAGGAGACAUGAUUGGUCUCUUCUGGGAAUGCUCUACUUCUAAGCUUCAUUUUAGUGUGCUUUUUCGUGUAAAUGCAAAAGCUCCUGCAGCAGAAGAAAAAGAAGCUUAUUAA